Caenorhabditis auriculariae is the source of this 923-nucleotide messenger RNA. The record is from the annotation of a GenBank genome assembly. NCBI's taxonomy places the organism in Eukaryota, Metazoa, Nematoda, Chromadorea, Rhabditida, Rhabditidae.
AUGUUGCGCUCUGUCGUCCUCGCUUUUCUUCUCCUUUUUGCCAUAUCUUCAGCUGUCGCCCAACGAUUUGCGUACAACCAGCAGGUUUGAGACUUCAUUUUUUAAUUUUGGAGUUUUGUGAAAAGAGAUGUGCUGCAGAAAAGUGGAACAUGUGAUCUGAUCCUGAGGAACUUUUCCGGAAAGCACUUGUGAUUGUGCUAUAACUUUUCUUUGUGUUCGAUAACUCGUACUUCUGAACUUUCCUCGUAGUUAUGAAAUUUUUGUAAUUAUGAAACUGGAUUUUUUCCAGCAGUACCGCUAGAUAUUCAUGAAAAACUUCAAAUUUACAGCUAGCGUCUGGAAUGUUUGAUAACGUGUUGGGAAAUCCUGCUUACCUGCCUGCCCACAAGAGAGCUUUCUCUUUUCAAGCAGCUCGAGGGAAGAAAAGUCUCUCCUUAGGACAGAGGUGAACAGUUUAUAUUGUUAAGUCGCUGAGUUUGGUAAUCUUGUUCUAUUUCUUUUCAGUUGCACGAAAAUUGUCAAAAAAAUUCUGAAUCGGUUUCUGUUUUUGGUGGUCCCGUAUUUGAAAAUCGACUAUUGUCUGUUCAGGAAGUUCUGGCAACUAAGUUUGAAGAAAACUUCUAGUAUAAAGUUCUGAACAAAAACGAAAGCUCGAAAAAAUCUUCUUAUCGGCUGAACAAGCUUUUCGAAACGUGGUUUGAUUGAAAAUAUUUUCGUAAACUGUCGAGAGAAAUGAAUGAACUAUUCAUUGCUUGCACUUCAAUAGAUUUCGAUUUCUAUCUCAAUAACUCGUUUUUCUAGUUGUAAUUUGAGACAAGAAGCGCCAGAAAAUUAUAAAAAAUGUUUCUGUUCUAAAAAAGGAGCUCUGAAAUGUCAAAUUGUUAUUUUUCAGGUACGCUUACUUCCCUUCGCGAGGACGUUAA